Messenger RNA from Solanum dulcamara, 1441 nucleotides. Its product is annotated as 2-hydroxyisoflavanone dehydratase-like. Lineage: Eukaryota; Viridiplantae; Streptophyta; Magnoliopsida; Solanales; Solanaceae. Gene Ontology annotation, molecular function: hydrolase activity. The transcript has a single exon. Bases 129 to 1085 code for a protein of 318 amino acids. The record is from RefSeq and is a predicted model, not a curated record.
UCCUAUCUCUCAAAAAAAAGUCAAUCCAAACUUUUAAGCACAAAAAAAUCACUGUACAAUUUUGUAAUGACAUACUGAGUUGUCUGUCACCCACAAGUCAAAAUUCAUCGUAGAAAAGUCAGUAAAUUAUGGAUUCCUGCGACAAUGAGGUGCUAAUUGAUCUUUCUCCGGUCAUUCGCGUCUUCAAAGACGGCCGGAUUGAACGUAUUUUCCGCUCACCUCACGUUCCUCCGUCACCGGAAGAUUCCGCUACCGGCGUUUCCUCCAAAGACGUCACCAUUUCAUUAGACCUCAAAGCCAGAAUCUUUCUCCCAAAGCUCUCAAGAAUCACUGCUAAUAAUCAAAAGCUCCCUAUCUUAGUGUAUUUUCACGGCGGCGGUUUUUGUGUUGGGUCCACUUUCUCUUUCCUCUCCCAACGUUACCUUAACCUCUUAUGUUCCGAAUCUACCGCUAUUAUUCUCUCUGUAGAAUAUCCACUUGUUCCAGAGCAUCCUUUUUCUGCAAUUUUCGAAGAUUCUUGGAAAGCUCUUCAAUGGGUUGCCUCUCAUGUUCUUGAAAACCCCAAAAUCGAAAAAGAACCAUGGUUAAUUGACCAUGGAGAUUUCAAGAAAUUCUUCGUCGGCGGCGACAGUGCCGGAGGUAACAUAGCUCACCAUUUGGUGCUUAGAGCUGGAAUUGAGGAAUUGAAUGGUAAAGUUAAAAUCUUGGGUGGGAUUCUUUCUUUCCCAUACUUUCUAUCGUCGAGCGAAAACAGGGGAGAUAGUUUGUUAAGUAAGAUUUGGGUGUUUGUAAAUCCGUCAUCUGAGAAUGGAAUUGAUGAUCCAAAGAUUAAUCCUUUAGUUGAAAAAGCUUCAAGAUUGGCAGAGUUGGGUUGUUUGAAGAUGUUAGUGUGUGUAGCAGAGAAAGAUGAGCUGAGAAAUUUGGGGAUUUGUUAUGCAGAAGCUGUGGAGAAAAGUGGGAAAUUAGUAGAGGUGGUUGAUAUUGAAGGAGAAGGACAUUGCUUUCAGAUUUUGAAUCCUGAGAGUGACAAAGCCAAAAAUUUGAUAAAGUGUAUUGCUGAUUUUAUCAAACUGUCAAGUGUAUAACUGUGUUUAUGUAUUUUUGGCUUAAUAUUUCUUUGUGUAUAGCCAACAAACUGAGCUACUAAGAUUCUCCUAUUGUUCUGUUAAUUUACAAAUUAUUGAAGAAAUUUUAAACCUCGAGCUCUCUUGAACACCUUGAUUUGAGCUAGAACAAGCUAAAAGGGAAAAAUCCCAGUGCAACUUGAUAAUCUUAGAAAUCUAGCUCGUGGGCCUAGAUUUGAGCUACAACAAGUUGUUCUUGUUAUCAUGUUACUAGUACUUUGGAUCUCCCCCAUACUUUGUUGCCCCAAAAUGGAAUAAACACAACUCUUUGUUGGGAAUUGAUGGAUUUCUUUGGUGUAAAUCUAAGAUUUAUGAGU